AUGAUGUUAAACUGCAGGGGAUUUACAUCCAUCACUCGACGGCGGUUUCAUGCAGCAGCUGUAAAAACUUCGGAAAUUAUUGGACCAACAAUUUGUAAUUUGAAACGUACUUAUCAUACAUCUCUACGAUUUACAUCUUCCGCACUUUCAGAUAAAGGUGAUAAUCACGACAUGAAUCGUUUCCCAUCAUCAUCACAAAUUCAAGAAAAUAACGAUGCACAAAACAAUAUCAACAACAAUCAAGAAUCUAGCCUUGAAGAGGACAUUCGCAAAUUAGAAGAUAAAUUAAAAUCAUUGCCACAUCUAUUUGUUGAAAAAUUAACUGGAAAUCCGCUCAGUCUGCAACAAUGGAAUGAACGCCUCAGGAUUGGAGCAGAGACCAUUAAAAAACGUCAAGAAUUGAGAAAAGCAAAAGGACGAGGUCACCUUUAUUUGUUCUACUUUUUAGUGCUGUUUUUACCAACCUAUUUGAUUUUAGAAUUUCACAUUUGGCUUCAAGCCAAACUAUUGGAAAGGAACGAGAAAAAACUAGAACGAGCAAUGCAAAACGAAGCAAGUUAUUCUCUUUUUAAUUUGUCACUUUAUGCAGACAAACCACCCAGAGACGUUAGGGAGACACGAGCUCUCAACAGAGAAAAGUUUUAUUCGAAUAGAGAGCUCGCCAGAUUGAAUUUUGAAAGAAUUUCCUAUCAAGACAAGUUGGAGACAUUACGUCAAUUUGAACAGCAAAAAAGUGCACGAUAA
This is a messenger RNA of Naegleria lovaniensis, 744 nucleotides long. RefSeq lists its product as uncharacterized. Bases 1 to 744 code for a protein of 247 amino acids. The transcript has a single exon. Lineage: Eukaryota; Heterolobosea; Eutetramitea; Acrasida; Naegleriidae. The record is from RefSeq and is a predicted model, not a curated record.